AUGAGUUGCAUCAACUUUUUGAAACUUCUGCUUCGUUCACGGAAGGACGAUCUAACGGGAGAUGACACGCUUUUCAACCGGUGUUUGACAGUACUGGAUGUGAUUCUAUUAGGAAUGGGAUCCAUGCUUGGGCCAGGUCUGUACGUAGCCACAGGACAAAUCGCUCGAGAUACAGCAGGACCAGCCAUUGUCAUUUCUCUUAUGAUCGCGGCGUUCCCGGCGAUUUUGUCUUCGCUCUGUUAUGCCGAAUUUGCCGCUCGCGUCUCGAAAACAGGAUCCUCGUAUGUUUAUACAUACCUUGCUCUGGGAGAGAUAUGGGCUUUUAUAAUCGGUUGGAAUCUAAUUUUAGAAAACGUCCUUGCAAGCGCUCUGCUGGCAAAUGAAUUCAGCAAAUUUCUUAACUCCAUUAGCGGGAAAAAAAUUUCAAAAUUCAUGACUGAAAACGUUGCUCAGUGGAGCGUGGCAGGAUUUCAACCAUAUCCAGAUUUCAUAGCUUUUUUAGUCGUUAUUGUAUUCACCGUCGUAGCUGCUACAGGGCCGCGAAAACCAGCCCUUUUCAUGCGAUUUGCGACUAUGAUCAAUUUGCUGGUGGUCCUAUUUAUUGUACUCUCAGGAUUUUACUUCAUGGACACUACCAAUUGGGAGACACUUGACAAAUUCGCACCUUUUGGCUUCGAUGGAAUCAUGGCUGGUGCGUCUAUUUCCUACUUUGCGUUUCUUGGUUUUGAUAUCAUCAAUUCUGCCAGCGAAGAGACUGACAAUCCACUAAGAGUUGUUCCGUUUGCCAACUCUGUUAGCACGUAUAUUGGGGUUUUCAUAUACCUCAUCACUGCAGCAGUUCUGACGUUAAUCAUUCCCUACAAUAAACUUAGUUUCAACAGCCCUCUAACAGAGGCAUUUGGUUACACAGGUUCCGAAGUUGGAAAAUACUUUGUUGCUAUCGGAGGAUUCUUCGGAAUGACAACCGCUCUGCUCACUUUUAAUUAUGCAGGAACUCGUCUUAUUUAUGCCAUGGCCAAUGACGGACUUUUGUUUCAAAGUUUAGCAAAGGUUAGUGACAGAACUCGAGUUCCAAUUAGAGCUGGAUUAAUUUUCGGCUUCAGUGCAGCAGUAAUAGCACUCUUCCUAAACCUAAACGACUUAGUUGAGAUGAUGUCUAUUGGAACACUCAUGGCGUACACCGCUGUGUCCUUGGCUGUCCUUCUAGAGCGAUACCGACCGAUGUCUCGGUCAGAAUUUCCAACAAACGGAGAAGAUUACGACACGAAUGACGACGAACCCUCUUCUUGCUGUGGGAAGCUUCGCGAGGGAAUGAAGAAACAAAUCUCAGCUGCGCGAGAGAUCAAAACCAAAUUGAGUGCCAAGUUUGGUGACAAACCCACCAAGGACACUCAUCGAGUUGCUGGAAUUGCUGCGGCGUGCCUCGUAUUUGCGGGUUAUGGGUUCUCUUUGACCGUCUCUCCAGCAAGCGGCUUGCCUCAUGUGGCCGAGAAGAAUCCUAUUAUCAUAUUCGCCUGUUGCCUAAUGGCCACUGUCGUCAUCUUCGCCUUGGCAGUAUUGUUCAUGUUACCAACAGAGGAGUUUAGGAUUGCUCAUGCAGUGCAAUGUACUCCGUUCGUUCCUCUGACCAGUAUCUUGACCAAUAUUUACUUACUGACUAAUUUGUCCCGUUGGACCUGGGCUCGAGUAGCUACCUGGAUGUUUAUUGGUGAGUAAGUUGUAGAGUAUUACCACUGAGUGUUGUAAAUUAAAACCAUAUUUGAGGCACUCUGCAACUGAGUGCCGACACUAAUCCAGGAUUACAGCGAUUACACCUCGCUGUGUCAUUUCUUUCUGACAUAACAAACUCGAGCUACCCACAAAACCAAUCAGUUAAAAGACUUACCACAAUAACAAGUGGGUAACUCGCGUUUUCCGAGAUAUAGUUCGUUUGCAAUCUAUUUACUCUUGGAUAUCACUCGCCGUCUUUGCUAUAUCUGGAUUUUUCCUCUGUCCCAUAGUACACACAGUUUUAACACUUUUAGCCACGAAUUCAUUCGUUCGGCAUUUAAGAGCUAACCCGCUAUACCUCAAGGGGCUUUAAAUGACACUAUUGUGCUUGAUUAAAACCUACUCACUGUCAGUAUUUUUUGUCUCUGAAGGUAUGGCUAUUUACUUCAUGUAUGGCAUUCACAAUAGCAAAGUAGAUUUCACAAAAUAUGACGUUUCACGUGAUUUUCUGGACCGGCUUAUUCCGUCAGCACGUGACGAACACGUCCGCACCUGGACACCGAGCAGUGAAGAAGGACCCAUGUCACCCAGUAGUGACAGUGAAAACGAUGAAGGGUUUCAGUCCAACUUAAUGACAAGUGAAGAUGAGUCUCCUAAGCACGCAGUUCUUCACAAAGAAAAGAAUAAGGCCACAAAUACAGCAACCGGACCAGCUGAACGAUACCGUUAAGACGCUUCUUCUUUUUGACACUUAAAUGUCCUUUUGCUUCUCUUCUCGCCGUGGAUACGUCAUCGGUACAUUUACAUUGAAUUUACAUAUUCAUCAGCAGAACAAACUCGUAGAUAAUAUUAGAGAAGGUAAAUUUUCUUAGAGCAGACUUUUCUUUUCACUCUUUUCCUCGACAAGUGUGUUCGUCAAGAGCAAAUUUGACUAAAAAGGCUACAAGUAUAUCAGUUUGAGUUGAAGAGGACUUGUGCGCACUGUAAAAUAGGUUAAACUUUUCCAAGAAAGAAAAGUCGAGGAAAAUAUGCCUGGGUCAAUUUUGGCUUAAUACAAAACCUGACUGAGGGAUCAUGCAAUCGGAUAACUGCACCUUCAAAAAUGCACCUGGACUUUUUCAAAUCUCUACGUUUGUAAUAUGCGCCACUUUAUCCAAUCUUUCUCGAGGUGAUACAUUAGCUCCUUAAUGUUUGUAGAUUCUAACAUAAUUAUUUGCAAGUUCGCUAGUAUCACGUAAAUCCAUCUAUGAAAACAAACAGAGAAAUCGGGAAAGCCUUUUUUUAUCGCCCUUUUGAGAAGGAGCGAAUCAAAUAUUUUGGAAUUAUUGAAACAAUUCAUAUUUUAUUUUCCAUACGAGUGUUAACUUACAAAAAAAAGCUAAGUUGUUAUUUAUAUAAAACCUUCCACUUUCGAGAAUGACGCAACCAAACUGUUAUUUCUACAAUCUUUCAAGUAUGUUACAUAUUUAAAAUUGGAGAUAUUUUUGAUGACUAUUUCUCAAUUCUCACCACAUGCUUGACAUGUCAGUGAUACUGCAUGGAGAAUUACCAUGUUGAUCACUUCAUGAUUCAUAAUGUUGAGAAUGCAAUUAUUUAAGUCUUUGAAAAUAAAAUGUGUUCUGUGCGA
Molecule: messenger RNA, 3337 nt
Organism: Pocillopora meandrina
Lineage: Eukaryota; Metazoa; Cnidaria; Anthozoa; Scleractinia; Pocilloporidae
Source: the annotation of a GenBank genome assembly